Molecule: messenger RNA, 1872 nt
Organism: Chelmon rostratus (copperband butterflyfish)
Lineage: Eukaryota; Metazoa; Chordata; Actinopteri; Chaetodontiformes; Chaetodontidae
Gene: ttll2
Product: tubulin tyrosine ligase-like family, member 2
Exons: 3
Coding region: 1-1872 (623 amino acids)
Biological process (GO): protein polyglutamylation; microtubule cytoskeleton organization
Cellular component (GO): cilium
Molecular function (GO): tubulin-glutamic acid ligase activity; tubulin binding
Source: RefSeq, a predicted model, not a curated record
AUGGCUGCAUCUCUGGUGUUCCGGCUACAUGACAGAGGCCCAGAGGUGGUGAGGGAGGUGCUUUUGGAGCGAGGAUGGGAGGAAUACGAUGAGGAGGAACGGGAGGAGGAGGACUGGAACCUCUACUGGCGGGGCUCCGGAUUUCGCAACUCAGAGUAUCACAACCUGUUGCCAUGGCAGCGCCUCAACCACCAUCCCAAGACUGCCGGCCUCACGCGCAAGGACUGCUUGGCGCGCAACCUGAGGAGAAUGAAGGCCACACUCGGCUCGGCUCUCUAUGACUUCAGUCCCACCGCCUUCAUCCUCCCCAACGACUACACCCGCUUCCUGGCUGAAUACAACAAACUGCGUGUGACCAGAGGACCGUCGGUCUACUGGAUAUGUAAGCCGGUGGAUCUCUCCAGAGGCAGAGGGAUCUUCAUCUUUGAGGAUAUUAAGGACCUGGUCUACGACUGCUCCGUGAUCGUGCAGAGGUACAUCAGCAACCCUCUGCUGAUCUCCGGCUACAAGUUCGACCUGAGGAUCUACGUGUGCGUGAAGAGCUUUCACCCGCUGACCGUCUACGUUCACCAGGACGGCCUGGUGCGUUUCGCCACCGAGAAGUACAACCUGUCGUCUCUGCACAACCUGUACGCUCAUCUCACCAACACCAGCAUCAACAAGUUCGGUCCCUUCUACAAAACCGAAAAAGGGAGAGUCGGCCAAGGAUGCAAGUGGACCAUGAGCAAGUUCAGGCAUUUUCUCCACAGCCAAGACAUCGACGAGCUCCUUCUGUGGCAGAGGAUCAACAACAUCGUCACUCUGACCCUCCUCGCCGUGGCUCCCUCGGCCCCCUCCUGUCCAAACUGCGUGGAGCUGUUCGGCUUUGACGUCCUGGUCGACGUCAAGUUCAAACCCUGGCUGCUGGAGGUCAACUACAGCCCCGCGCUGACUCUGGACUGCCAGGCCGAUAUUACGGUGAAGAAAGCACUAAUCAGCGAUCUGAUUGAUUUGAUGAACUACACGCUGACUGACAGCCUGAGAGAGAGAGCUUAUCAGAGGCACGAGUCCAGCUUCCAUGCUAACCACCCCUCACAUGCUAAACCUGAGCUCUCGAAGGUUAAAGAAGCCAAAUUUCAGAAGCGAAGGAGUGGCCACACCUCGCAGACGCUCCCUCUGCUGAAGAGUCUUUGUCAGCGGGAAAAGACGGACCGCAGACAGUCCAGACAGCCAUUUGUACCUGGCUACCACCCACUCCUUCCCCCUGUUGUCUUACAUGCAGCCAGGGGCAGAAUAAUUAACACCGCAGCGACAGAAACCCACACUGACAAGACGCUGAACCUGAUCCUCGGCCCACACUCAAGGACAAACGUGUUGGCGGUCAACAGACAGACGCGUCCAGCUCUCGCACGGCGGCUGAUGGACAGUCUCCACGUGUCUGAGGUUACAAACCGUGACGACACCGAAACAGAAGCUGAGACGGCGCUCUCAGCAGAGACGGACGUUUCCUCUUCGAUACGUGAUAUCCCACAGAGGAGGCUGGGAUUCGGGUGUCCCGCUCCGUCCAGGAAGCUCCCGAACAUUUACAGUGGGAAUCACAGGCCGGCGAAGCUUCCUCUGGACCGAACCGUGGCGAUGAACAGACAACACGUUCCUCCGCUCAGAGUCGGGGGCUUCGUACGGACCUUUCCCUUUAACGCAGCCACCCUGAAGGCCUCGCUGCACGAGCUGGACGUCCGGACCGUCGCACAGGAGCUCCACAAGCUGACUGCUCAGUUGGCCGCCUCAGAGGAGGCGGUGAAGGAGGACACAAAUGGCGAGGAAGACUUCGAUUCACUGUUGUGGGGGCCGGAGGAUCCUCCAUUACUCAGUCAACACGUCAGACCUCCCUAG